CAACGAUAAAUGCCGCUUAGAAGUGGUGGACAUCAUCCGAAAGCUGUGUAAUGCCUGAAUAUUAAUUUGAGAUACAGCUCAGCACUGUGUUCUGGUCAAAAAUAUUGAAUUAUAAUGACUUAAUGAAUUAAUUUAUUAUUUAUUGAAACCUAUUAUGGUGUGUAAAGGGUCAUAACAUUAGUGAUGGCUUUCUGAAGUCCAUUUCCAUGUUCAACUAUGUCCCAUAUGUUGUUGGAGCAAUUUUAGGGUUGAUAACAUUUGUUACACACAUUUGGUGGUCAAUAAUCAAAUUAUCUGAAACUUCUGAACAUGGGGUGGUCCGUAGCGUAGUGGGUUACACAGGCGUGUAUAGAGGCUACAGUCCUCGCUGCGGUGGAGCCGGGUUUGAAUCCGGCCUGAGCUCCCUUUGCCGCAUGUCCUCCCCUCUGUCAACCCUUUCUCUCUGUCUCUCGCUUUCAAUAAAGCAUGUAAAAUGCCCAAAAAAAUAAUCUAAAAAAAAAAACUUCUGAACAUUAAGUUGUUAACUAAUGUCAAGCUAAAUAUAUGCUUAGAGAGUAACUUAAAUUUAGGUUUUACAUUACUAAUUGACCACAGGUAAGCACUUAAGUCAUUACUUUAGAAUUGUAAUUGCAAGUUGACAAAGAGGUCUAUUAUGUCUGUAAUCACCGUAAUAAUUCAACACCUGUGAUCUGAAUUCUUUAAAAAAAUAGAUAAUACAAAAAUCAUAUGCUGUAAAGAAUUAUGCGUGAGGCUUCAAAGGUUUUUUAGACAUGUUGAGUGAAACUACAAAGUACAAUUUUUUUGAAUGCCUGUAAGACGCAUAACCCAAGCAGAGUGAAGUUCUUUCUCAAAUUACUCCAAUUUUGCAUCAUUAACUUGUCUUGUCUGCCUGUGACAUGCCCUCAGUCCUGACGACUGCAGCACUUCAAAAAUAAUAACUCUAAACCCUGAAGGAUCGCUUACUUGACAGUCAUCCAUAAAUUUUGACACUUCAUGGGUGUGGUAGAUAAAAAUAAGGCAGAAUGAUUCACAUGUGCCCUGGGAUACACCUCCUCCGCCCCAUCAUGGAAUGCUCAGCAGCCUGGAGACAAAGAAACCUGUUGUGCACGGAAAAAUAUCCUUAUGAGUGUGUUCAUGUGUGCAUGUGUUUAAAAAAAAAGUGGGAGUGGUGAGACGAGCACCUCCCCGAGACCGCAGAUCCUACCUGCUCAGGCAGCUUUUCAGUUGAGGACAUGUACUGAGGUUUCCUGGGUGAGAGACGUAACAACACCUGAACAAACGGAGAAGACAACAUAUGAACGCAGCUUUAAAGUCCUCACACAACUGACCAUGAGUGAACACUUGAGAGGAGGCCACUACGGAUCCUCGCCCCAAGAGCUGAGACUGGUUUUGCUGGGAAACAUUGGCUGUGGAAAGACGUCUUCAGCAGACACUAUCCUGGGUCAGCUGUCCCCCAUCUCUCCCAGUUCCUCCAGGAGCUGCCAGCUGCGACAGGGCAUCUCUGAGGGCCGGAGUGUUUCCGUGGUGGAGGCACCGAGAUGGUACUGGAGCGGCGGCAAGAUGGAGGACAGUGUCAGGACGGAGACGGAGAGAGGGAUGACGCUGGUGUCACCAGGUCCACAUGCUAUUCUGCUGCUGGUGCCUGUUGGCCAAUUCACAGAGAUGGAGGGUCGUGUGCCUGCAGAGCUGGAGGAGGCAUUUGGUGAGGAGGUGCUGGAUCACACUGUGGUCCUGCUGACCUGUGGGGACUACUUGAUGGGAAGAACAGCAGAGGAAUACCUUCAGAAAGAACACCCAGGCCUGAGGCAGAUCAUUGAGCGCUGUGGGGGGAGGUACCAUGUCAUCAAUAACCGUCAGCGUCAGGACAGGGAGCAGGUCCGCGAGCUGCUGGAGAAGGUGAACGAUAUGGUGGCAAGAAAUGGGGUAUACUUUAUGAAAACAGCCCAAGACAGAGAUCUGGAGAAACGAGUGCAAGACAGGAAGCGAGAACUUAUGGAAACUUUCCGAGUUCAAAAGGAGGAGAGAAGAGAGGCGCACGUCUCAAACACAGAAACACUGAGGAGUAUCGACCAAGAAGACUACAACUACUCCUUGGAGAGGAGGAGGAGAGAAGAGAGGGAGGAGAUGGAGAGAAGUUUGAGUCUGCGCCAAAGAUCAAACGGGCUUCAUUCAACCCCAGCUCCGGAGCAACAGUCGUAUUCAGAGCCGCAAGAAGGCGCACAGGUGACGAGGACGCCCAGUUUCAGACUGAAUGCAGAUGGAGCUACACUCUCACAAAUGUCAGAAGUUAAAUCAACUCCAAAAGUGGUCUCUACUUUUCACCACAGAAUGAACAGCUUUGAAGAGAGAUCUCCGGAGGCGUCUCCGACCUCUCCUCAUUCGCCCGUCUUCAUCUCUUCACCUUCCUCACCCACCUUUGCUGCCUCUCCCACCUCAUACCCCUCAUCCUCCUCUUCCACCUCAUAUACUUCAGCUGCCUCUUCCACCUUAUACCCAUCAUCCUCCUCUUCCACCUCAUAUACUUCAGCUGCCUCUUCCACCUUAUACCCAUCAUCCUCCUCAUCUUCUUCAUUCCCCUCAUCUUCUUCUUCUUCUUCAUCCUCCCCGGAGCUUCGUCUGGUGCUGCUUGGGAGAUCUGGAUCAGGGAAGAGUGCAGUGGGCAACAGCAUCCUGGGGCGGGAGGAGUUUGUCUCAAAUCCGGACAGCCUCACAGCGAUCACUCAGAAAUGUGAGAAAAAGAAAGCACUGGUUGAUGGAAAACAGGUGGCGCUGGUUGAUACUCCAGACUGGUUUAAUUCAGAACAAACUCCAGAAGAGGUGCGAGCUCAGAUCUCCUCCUGUGUUGCUCUGUCAAGUCCUGGUCCACAUGCCUUCCUCUUUUGCGUCCCCUUAGACCAGCCUGCAAAGACCGAGCUUCAGGCUCUCGGGGCCCUCGAGUCCGUCUUUGGCCCCGAGGCGGUCCAGGCACACACUCUGCUCCUCUUUACUUAUGCUGAUAAACUGAGGGAGAGCGGGAAGGCCGGAAAUGACAGCGUGGAGGCCUACAUCGCUGGUCAGAGGGGGGAUUUGUUAAAGCUGGUGGAGAAAUGCGGGGACAGGUUUCAUGUGAUGGAGAAGAUGGGAGGCUGGAGGGGCAGCAAGAAUGUGGCGGAGCUGCUGGAGAAGGUGGAGCAGACAGUGAAGGAAGCUGGAGGACAAUGUUACUCCCAUCCUGCUUUUCAGGAGGCAGAGACCAGAGUGAGGCAGAGACAGGUGGAGAUAGCAAAAGCGAGAAGGGGGGAGAAGUUGGAGCAAGACAGAUUUGGAGACGUUAGACAGCUCAGCUCUGAAAGGCGGGCACUCUAUCCCUACAUGGAGCCUGUGGCAGAGGCAGAAGAGGAAGUGAGAGAGGAGGAGAUUGAGAAAACAAGGGAUGAGGCAGAGAUGAGUGUCAGCACCAUGAAUAUCGAGAGUCUUCCUCUUAUUACACGUUCCACCAUGUCCCCUUCCCUUCUCCGCUCUAUUAUGGAGAAAAUGCAGGCUAAUGUGAAGAAUUUACCCAAGCUGUUGGCAGACGGAUCUGUGUGGGUCGGCGACGGAGCAAAGAAGGUGAAAGCUAGUCCGAUGUGGGGGAAGGUCGGCAGCAGCGCACAAAAUGUCCAGAAGAUGGUGGCUGAUAGUGCUGUUUGGGGAAAGGUGGGAGCUGGUGCUGGACACGUGUCCAAGCUGGUAGGAGAUAGAGUCCCCAAGUCAGUGCAGGACGGUUCUGCAUGGGUGGGAUCUGGAGCAAAGGCAGCAGCAGCUAGUCCUAUGUGGGGGAAAGUUGGUUCAGGGGCCAAAUCAGGGGCCAAACUUGUAGCAGACCGGUCCAUGCGUGUCGGAGCUGGGCUUGGAGCUGGGGCAAAGAAUUUGGCGCAGAGUCCUAUGUGGGGAAAAGUGGGAUCUGGGGCCAAAAGUGGAGCUAAACUGGUGGCUGAAAACUCUGCGCGACUUGGAGCUGGAAUCGGUGCCGGAGCAAAGAAGGUGGCGCAGAGUCCAGUGUGGGGGAAGGUGGGCUCUGGGGCCAAAGCAGGUGCCAAAAAGGUGGCAGAGAGCCCGGUGUGGGAGAAAAUUGGGACUACUGCUAAACAGGUGCCCAUGGUGGUCAUAGGGGGCGCUUUGCUGGGUCUGGUGCUUGGGGUGGUUUUCGGAGGGGGGUUUCUUGGCGCAGCUGUCGGCGCGGCUGCUGGAUCUGUGGCAACUGAGGUGGGCAGACGAAAACUCGGCAACAAAACCACAUUAGAAAAGACAGAGGAUGCUGCAAAAGAUGUGCAGAGAUCUGUGAACGACAACAUAAACUCUUUAGUGAAACAAGGAGAGAAAGUACUGAAAACUGAAUGAACGGCUAAAUGGAUCAUGUAUAUAAAAUGUAAGACAAAUGUAAAAACAUUUAGUUGUGAAUUAAUACCAUUAGUGUAUAAUUCAUAAACAGUGGCAAAUGCUUUUAAUUUUUAUUUACACAAAUUGACUAAGACACUUCUAUUCUUGGUUUCCUGUAUUUUAUAAGAAUAGUUAAAGGUUUAUUAGUUAAAGGAUUAUUUUCAAAAUACUUGUAUUGAAUAUUUUACAAAUGGAUUCCUUGAGAUGAUACCUUUGAUGAGAUUAAUAUUUGUGUAUUCCAGCAAGAAAUUAAUGGGUGUGACUAUUUUUAAAAGGGUUAAUGUCACUUUUCGUAAAUGAGGAAAUGUUCUAGCAAAGUAUAGAAUUUUGUCAAAAUAAACGUGGCUGAAAUGAUUAUGUUUAUGCACAUGACGAGUAUUUAGCUGCUUAUCUUAUAAACUGAUUGUGUCAAAUUCUGUAAGAAAAAUAAAAAUUACUAUUUUGGAUGAUUUAAAGUUUCAUUUCAUAUCUGUCUCUUAAUGUAAGUAGUAAAUUCAAGGUGAAAUUAGACUUAUUAUACACUUUAAUUAAAUAAAAACCCCAUAAAUGAUUCACUAUUUCUCUAAUGCACACAGACUGUAUUUAAUGCAUUUACUGAACCUCUAAGCUUGUUAAACUUCUGUAUUAAAAAGCUUUAUUUUUUAAUAUCAGAAGGCUGAAGCUACUCU
Molecule: messenger RNA, 5066 nt
Organism: Centropristis striata (black sea bass)
Lineage: Eukaryota; Metazoa; Chordata; Actinopteri; Perciformes; Serranidae
Exons: 8
Coding region: 1330-4359 (1009 amino acids)
Molecular function (GO): GTP binding
Source: RefSeq, a predicted model, not a curated record